AGCGAGUACAAUGCAAGCCUUAAAAUAUUUGCACCGGCUGUCGCGGCUGCCGCUUGAGCAGCUUUUCAUUAAAUAAUGCAGCGUUCGCGGGCGAGCAGCACAAGCAGCGGCCGUGCGCCGCACCAGCAACCGCCCAGCCAGCCGCUGGAGGCGCCCAAGAUAAUCAUAAUCCAUCCGGGCUCGCAGCAUUUGCGCAUUGGCCGUGCCGCCGACCUCAAUCCGUUGACCAUGCUGCACGCGGUCGCCUACAGGCGCUCCGCCCAGCUGAGCGACAAUGCACCGCAUCACGAUCCGCUGCUGCCGCCGCUGGAGAGCGUGCACGCCGGGCGCCUACAGUCGGAGUUCGAGGAGCAGCGUCUGGCCGUGUCGCGGCUGCUGCAGCAUUGUGUGGUCGAUGAACAGAAUCGUUUGCGUGUCGCCACGCCGCCGCAGCAGCUGGCGCACUUCAAUCGCAGCAGCGUGGCGGAGCAAGUGCCGCCACCCGUGCCCGCCGAGCAGCACAACAACUGGCACAGCGAGGCGCCAAUGCUGUACGACGAACAGAUAUUGCGCCUGAGCGCCCGGGAUGCACACAACUAUGACAUACACUUUCCGAUCAGGCGCGGCGAGCUGCAUGUGCAUGGCGAGCGCGGCGGUUCCUUGCAGGCGACGCUGUCACAUUUGGAGCGCAUCUGGUCGUAUGCCUUGGAACAGCGUCUGGGCAUAGCGCUGCGCGAUCUGGGCACCCACAGCGCCGUGCUGGUGGUCAACGAUGUUUAUGUGCGGCGACAUUUGCGCGAGGCCAUGACCCUGCUGCUGCAGCGGCUGGGCUUCCAGCGCUGCUUUCUGGUGCAGGACAGCGUGGCGGCCACCUAUGGCGCCGGCAUUGGGUACGGCUGUGUGGUCGAUAUUGGCGCCCAGAAGACCUCCAUUGCCUGCAUCGAGGAUGGCAUCUCGCAGCUGGAUGCCCGUGUACGGCUCAGCUACGGCGGCGGCGACAUCGAUCAGGUGCUGCUCAUGCUAUUGCGCAAAUGCGGCUUUCCGUAUCGCGAGUGCUGCGUCGAGCGCAGCUAUGUGGACGCCCAGCUGUUGGACGAGCUGAAGGAGCGCUUCUGCCAUCUGAACGCGAACGUGUGCGGCGCCCAGGAGAAGCACUUUACGCUGCGCCAGCCGCAUGGCCAAUGGGUGCGCUAUACGCUGCAGGUGGGCGACGAGGCCAUCAUGGCGCCGCUGGCGCUCUUUCACACCGAGCUGCUCAACAUAACGGGCAAAACACGAGCCGUGCACACACAGCAAUCGGCACAGGAGCAAUACGAUUGCGAGGAUUGCUUCGAUGCCGAGUAUCUGCGCGAGACGGGCCGGCGCAACGGCGUCCGGGCGGGCGAUCUGAGCAUGGUGGGCAACGCACCCACAGCAAAGCCGGCGGCACAGCUGCCCAUCACCGCCGACGACGAGGAGCUGAUUGUGGUCGAUCAGGACGAGACGACGCUCAGCAGCAACAGUAACUCCCAGCAGCAGCAGCAACAGCAGCAACAAAAACAGGAGCAGCCGCUGCCCAAGUCAAGCAAUUCGUGGUACUACAAUCCGGGCGGUCAGGUGGUCUCGCUCGACCAGGCCGUCAUCCGUGCAAUCGGGCGCUGCGGCAGCUAUGAGACGCGUCGCAAAAUGUUUGGCGCCAUUCUUCUCGUCGGCAGCAGCGCCAAGCUGCGCGGCUUGGCCGCCUGGCUGGAGCAGCGCAUCAGCCAGCAGGUGCCCGCCGGCCUCGAGGUGAACGUCUUUAGCAAGGGCAUGGAUGUGGGCAUGGUUGCCUGGAAGGGCGCCGCCAUCAUGUCGGUGCUGGAGUCCGCCCGGGAGCUCUGGAUCACGCAGCGCGAAUGGCAGCGCUACGGGCUGCGCAUCUUGCGCGAACGCUCGCCCUUUCUCUGGUAGCCAAUCCUCCAGAUCCCCUUAGCUAUUAAUUUAAUUAUUUUUUUGAUAACGCAUUUUUUGUGUAGCCAAUUCAAAUUGUGUAUUUAUGCAUUUAACCAAUUGUAGUAAGUUCUUUUUUUUUUUCUAAGCUAGCAGCGAAAUCAUGUCCUGAGCUAACGUGACCAGCUGUGUCUGGCUUGGUGACAUGCUCGAUGACAUGUCAGCUAUCACGUCUUGUACCAUAAUUCAAAUAUACGAAUCAACUACCAAAAUUAA
Messenger RNA from Drosophila virilis, 2163 nucleotides. RefSeq names its product Actin-related protein 8 (gene Arp8). Gene Ontology annotation, cellular component: Ino80 complex. Gene Ontology annotation, biological process: regulation of DNA-templated transcription; double-strand break repair. NCBI's taxonomy places the organism in Eukaryota, Metazoa, Arthropoda, Insecta, Diptera, Drosophilidae. The record is from RefSeq and is a predicted model, not a curated record.